AUGCCCUCCCGCAACCCGGUCUCCCGGAGCCUCCUCAUGUCCGGCUACGCCUCCUCCGGGCGCCACGGGGACGCGCUCGCGCUGCUCAGGGCGGCCGACUUCGACCUCAACGAGUACGUUCUGUCGACCGCCCUGUCGGCCACGGCCCAGGUCCGGAGCUACGACAUGGGGAGGCAGUGCCAUGGGCAUGCCGUCAAGUCUGGGCUGGCGGAGCACCACUAUGUCUGCAACGCGUUGCUGCACAUGUACUGCCAGUGCGCUCACGUGGAGGAUGCGGUCAAGGUGUUUGAGAUUCUUGGGCAUUGUGCUAGCACCAAAGAGUUGCUGCUUGGUCGUCAAGUGCAUGCCCAGGCGUUGAAGAAGAGGCUCGAGCUGAAUGUGUAUGUGGGCAGUGCGCUGGUUGAUAUGUACGGGAAGUGUGAGUGUGCCUCUGAUGCUCAUUCCGCGUUUGAGGUUUUGCCAGAGAAGAAUGUUGUUUCUUGGACAGCUGUUAUGACUGCUUAUACCCAGAAUGAGCUGUUUGAAGAGGCAUUGCAGUUGUUCUUAGAUUUGGAAAUGGAAGGAAUUCGGCCAAAUCAGUUCACUUAUGCCGUGGCUCUCAACAGUUGUGCUGGUCUUGCAGCCUUGAAAAAUGGCAAUGCGCUUGGUGCCUCUGCUGUGAAAACUGGGCAUUGGGGUGCUCUGUCUGUCGGUAAUGCCCUCAUUAAUAUGUAUGCAAAAAGUGGCAGCAUUAGUGAUGCAUGCAGAGUCUUCCUUUCUAUGCCAUGUCGCGACGUGGUCUCGUGGAAUUCGAUCAUAAUAGGCUAUGCUCAUCAUGGCCUUGCAAGAGAAGCCAUGCGUGUGUUUCAUGAUAUGUUGUCUGCUGAAGAAUCCCCAUCCUAUGUGACCUUUGUUGGGGUGCUGUCAGCUUGUGCACAGUUGGGUCUUGUCGAUGAAGGAUUGUACUACUUGAACAUUAUGAUGAAGGAAAUGGGCAUAAAACCUGGAAGAGAACAUUACACUUGCAUGGUUGGUUUGCUCUGCAGAGCUGGACGGCUAGAUGAGGCGGAACAGUUCAUAUUGAGCAACUGUAUUGGCACUGACGUUGUUGCGUGGAAAUCGCUUUUAGGUUCUUGCCAGGUAUAUAAAAACUAUGGUCUGGGUCAUCGAGUAGCUGAGCAGAUCCUUGAGUUGAAACCCAAUGAUGUAGGAACCUAUGUUUUGCUUUCUAACAUGUAUGCAAAAGCAAACCGAUGGGAUGGCGUCGUGAAGGUCCGGAAGCUGAUGAGAGAGAGGGAUGUUAGGAAAGAGCCUGGUGUUAGUUGGAUUCAAGUAGGAAGUGAGGUCCAGGUUUUCACAUCAGACGACAAGAAUCACCCAUGGAUAAACCAGAUCACCAUAAAGCUCAGAGAGUUGAUAGACCAGAUCAAAACGAUCGGAUAUGCUCCGAAUUUUGCGGUUGUCCUACAUGAUGUUGAGGAUGAACAAAAGGAAGAACAUCUUAUGUAUCACAGUGAGAAAAUGGCCCUUGCGUUUGGCCUUAUCCACAGCCCCGAAGGAGCAACUAUCCGCAUAAUGAAAAAUCUCAGGAUAUGCGAUGAUUGCCAUGUUGCUAUCAAACUCAUCUCUCUUGUGACAAGAAGAAGAAUAGUUGUGAGGGAUACUGUUCGGUUUCAUUGUAUAGAGGAUGGAGUAUGCUCAUGUGAUGACUAUUGGUGA
Molecule: messenger RNA, 1698 nt
Organism: Triticum turgidum subsp. durum (durum wheat)
Lineage: Eukaryota; Viridiplantae; Streptophyta; Magnoliopsida; Poales; Poaceae
Source: the annotation of a GenBank genome assembly